UAGAGCGGGCGCUGUGGGAGGGAACGCCAGAGCGAGGUGGUGAGGAGAGCUGGUUGCGUGAGUCUCCGCAGCUCCGCUUCCCGGUGCGACUAGCGGCAGCGACGCAGCUAAAAGCGAAGGGGCGAGUGCGAGUCCCUUGAGCUGUACGAGCGCGGUCGCCAUGGACCGCCCAGAUGAGGGGCCUCCGGCCAAGACCCGCCGCCUGAGCAGCUCCGAGUCUCCACAGCGCGACCCGCCCCCGCCGCCGCCGCCGCCGCCGCUCCUCCGACUGCCGCUGCCUCCACCCCAGCAGCGCCCGAGGCUCCAGGAGGAAACGGAGGCGGCACAGGUGUUGGCCGAUAUGAGGGGGGUGGGACUGGGCCCCGCGCUGCCCCCGCCGCCUCCCUAUGUCAUUCUCGAGGAGGGGGGGAUCCGCGCAUACUUCACGCUCGGUGCUGAGUGUCCCGGCUGGGAUCCUACCAUCGAGUCGGGGUAUGGGGAGGCGCCCCCGCCCACGGAGAGCCUAGAAGCACUCCCCACUCCUGAGGCCUCCGGGGGGAGCCUGGAAAUCGAUUUUCAGGUUGUGCAGCCCAGCAGUUUUGGUGGAGAGGGGGCCCUAGAAACCUGUAGCGCAGUGGGGUGGGGGCCCCAGAGAUUAAUUGACCCAAAGAGCAAGGAAGAGGCGAUCAUCAUAGUGGAGGAUGAGGAUGAGGAUGAGCAGGAGAGUAUGAGGAGCAGCAGGAGGAGGCGGCGGCGGAGGAGGAGGAAGCAGAGGAAGGUGAAGAGGGAAAGCAGACAGAGAAAUGCUGAGAGGAUGGAGAGCAUCCUGCAGGCACUGGAGGAUAUUCAGCUGGAUCUGGAGGCGGUGAACAUCAAGGCAGGCAAGGCCUUCCUGCGUCUCAAGCGCAAGUUCAUCCAGAUGCGAAGACCCUUCCUGGAGCGCAGAGACCUUAUCAUCCAGCAUAUCCCAGGCUUCUGGGUCAAAGCAUUCCUCAACCACCCCAGAAUUUCAAUUUUGAUCAACCGUCGUGAUGAAGACAUUUUCCGCUACUUGACCAAUCUGCAGGUACAGGAUCUCAGACAUAUCUCCAUGGGCUACAAAAUGAAGCUGUACUUCCAAACAAACCCCUACUUUACAAACAUGGUGAUUGUCAAGGAGUUCCAGCGCAACCGCUCGGGCCGGCUGGUGUCUCACUCAACUCCAAUCCGCUGGCACCGGGGCCAGGAACCCCAGGCCCGCCGUCAUGGGAACCAGGAUGCGAGCCACAGCUUCUUCAGCUGGUUCUCAAACCAUAGCCUCCCAGAGGCUGACAGGAUUGCUGAGAUUAUCAAGAAUGAUCUGUGGGUUAAUCCUCUACGCUACUACCUGAGAGAAAGGGGCUCCAGGAUAAAGAGAAAGAAGCAAGAAAUGAAGAAACGUAAAACCAGGGGCAGAUGUGAGGUGGUGAUCAUGGAAGACGCCCCUGACUAUUAUGCAGUGGAAGACAUUUUCAGCGAGAUCUCAGACAUUGAUGAGACAAUUAAUGACAUCAAGAUCUCUGACUUCAUGGAGACCACUGACUACUUCGAGACCACUGACAAUGAGAUAACUGACAUCAAUGAGAACAUCUGCGACAGCGAGAGCCCUGACCACAAUGAGGUCCGCAACGAGACCACUGAUAACAACGAGAGUGCUGAUGACAACGAAACCACUGACAACAAUGAGAGUGCAGAUGACAACAAUGAGAACCCUGAAGACAACAACAAGAACGCUGAUGACAACGAAGAGAACCCUGACAACAACGAGCACACUUAUGGCAACAACUUCUUCAACGGCGGCUUCUGGGGCAGCCAUGGCAACAACCAGGACAGCAGCGACAGUGACAAUGAAGCAGAUGAGGCCAGUGAUGAUGAAGAUAAUGAUGGCAAUGAAGGUGACAAUGAGGGCAGUGAUGAUGAUGGCAAUGAAGGUGACAAUGAAGGCAGCGAUGAUGAUGACAGAGACAUUGAGUACUAUGAGAAAGUUAUUGAAGACUUUGACAGGGAUCAGGAUGACUACGAGGAUGUGAUAGAGAUCAUCUCAGACGAAUCAGUGGAAGAAGAGGAGGGCAUUGAGGAAGGUGAGCUAACCCCUGCCCCCAACCCUUGUCUUCCGUCUUCUUCUCUUUCAGAGCAAGCCUGGCCAAGGACAGGGUAUCAAGGCAUGAACACAAUCUGCUUUCAUGGAGGAAAGAAAAAGCAUUCUGAGCAACUUUCUAAACAAAGGAAGUCCAGUGAACAUUUAACUUAAAAAUGUAACAAAACCCUAAAAAAUCAUUUUAGUUCCAGGUGAUGGGUAGAUGGUUGUAACAUCGAAAGAUGAAGAGUACACAGAGAUAGGAGACAGUGGGUGGAAAACUAAAAAGGACACUUCACAUCGAGGUGGGGGAGUGGCAAAACACAGUGCAUUUCAGCACAGUCUGUACCCAGCCUUGGCCUUUGGCGAAUUCCCAGGCUUGUGCUGGGAGCAGAGCAUGAAGUGAACAGUGUGCUCUCUGAGCCCAGAAAAGGGUGCAGCCAGUUCUACCUCAAGAGUUGGGGGAGGGGGGCGGGGGAGAGCUAGAGGAAGAAGGUGACAUCUGAAUUGGAGGCUGCAUUCACACUGAGGCGCAUUAUGGAGCAUUCUCAGUGGAGUGGAUCGUGUGAACAAGGACUUGGAAGGGUGAAAAUGCAUGGUAUUUUGGGCAGGGUUUCCAAAAUUACGUCCUGAGGAUCAUUCACCAGAUCCGAAAGCUGCUUCCCACAAAAGGUUUCAGUGGUCGUAUAUGUUGGACAAGUACUACAUAUAAUAAUGCCCUCUUGUAGAGUCACAUUAGCACCUUAAAGGCUCUGAGAACAACAUCAGAAUUAUAAAGAUGCUGAGAAGUACUCAGAUGGGAGGUGGAAGGGGCAGGAAAAUCAACCACUCUUGGGUUUUUUUUUUUGGCCAUGGGGUCCCUGGCAAACUUCCAUUGAGGGCAAGGCCAGGGCACUAAGGGAAGAGGUAUUGAAUGAAUGUGGAGCCUCAAUCUAGUCGUGUUCAGGUAGGAGAGGGAAACGGAUUCUCAGUUCUCUUCCCCUCCCACCUGAUGGCAUCUCUUCUCUCAGAGAAGGGGAGGCAGAGCUGUCUGCCCAGCCCUAAGGGUGGGAGUGGGGGUGGGGAAUUGGGUUGAAGAACACAGACUGGGGCCUGUUUGGAUCAGGACUGGGGGAAAGGAGCAAGGAAGCUGCCUGGAGAUGAAUAGGUUUAUUCAGCUGAGGUCGGAGCUCAGGAAGAGACACACAUUGAUGAGUACAAGGGGGAGAAAAAGCUACUAUCAGAGAUGUAUCAGUUUUGACUGGACGGAAGCAGGGAGCCCACACUGCCUACCUGCCUCCCUCCAACUCCCUCAUUCUGUGGGCUUAUGAGUAUACCCACACACACUUUUGGCUGUUUGUUCCAAGCAGAGGCACUCGGCAAGUUGUCCCAGGCCCUACAAGCUCUGGCUAUGGGCUCUGUUCCCUUUUAGAGUGACACCUAUCUGCUCAUCUAACUGCCUUCCUCCAUUUCUCCUUCCUUCCU
Molecule: messenger RNA, 3538 nt
Organism: Cercocebus atys (sooty mangabey)
Lineage: Eukaryota; Metazoa; Chordata; Mammalia; Primates; Cercopithecidae
Gene: TSPYL2
Product: TSPY-like 2
Exons: 6
Coding region: 161-2248 (695 amino acids)
Biological process (GO): nucleosome assembly
Cellular component (GO): chromatin; nucleus
Molecular function (GO): chromatin binding; histone binding
Source: RefSeq, a predicted model, not a curated record